This is a messenger RNA of Kogia breviceps (pygmy sperm whale), 4554 nucleotides long. It is a transcript of the gene VASH1, whose product is annotated as vasohibin 1. Gene Ontology annotation, cellular component: cytoplasm. The record is from RefSeq and is a predicted model, not a curated record. NCBI's taxonomy places the organism in Eukaryota, Metazoa, Chordata, Mammalia, Artiodactyla, Physeteridae. Gene Ontology annotation, biological process: regulation of angiogenesis.
UAGUAUUUUAUUGUACGGGAGCCACGCCCUGGUUUCUUAAAGGCGCCUUGCACUCUGUUUGGCCAUGUGUUAUCUCUGCAGCUGGUGUGUGGGAGGCCUCCUGUGAGCCACCUUUCUUACCCCUGUCCGCCGAGACAUCCUCCCACCCCCGUCAAGGAUUUGGGGAUGCCAGGAGGGAAGAAGGUGGUCGGGGGCGGCAGCAGCGGUGCUGCCGCCGCCACUGCCGCCGCUGUCCCCUCUGGGGCCAGGCGUUUGGAGACCAGCGAAGGAGCCUCAGCCCAGAGAGAUGAUGAGCCAGAAGAAGAAGGGGAAGAGGACCUGCGAGAUGGAGGCAUCCCCUUCUUUAUCAACCGGGGUGGGCUGCCUGUGGACGAGGCCACCUGGGAGAGGAUGUGGAAGCACGUGGCCAAGAUCCACCCCGAUGGAGAGAAGGUGGCUCAGCGGAUCCGUGGGGCCAUGGACCUGCCCAAGAUUCCCAUACCGAGUGUGCCUACGUUCCAGCCCUCUACUCCUGUCCCUGAGCGCCUGGAAGCCGUGCAGCGCUACAUCAGGGAGCUGCAGUACAAUCACACAGGGACGCAGUUCUUUGAAAUUAAGAAGAGCAGACCUCUGACAGGGCUGAUGGACCUGGCCAAGGAAAUGACCAAAGAGGCUCUGCCAAUCAAAUGCCUGGAAGCCGUGAUCCUGGGAAUUUACCUCACCAACAGCAUGCCUACCCUGGAACGCUUCCCCAUCAGCUUCAAGACCUACUUCUCAGGGAACUAUUUCCGCCACAUCGUGCUGGGGGUGAACUUCGGCGGCCGCUACGGGGCGCUGGGCAUGAGCCGGCGCGAGGACCUGAUGUACAAGCCGCCGGCCUUCCGCACGCUCAGCGAGCUCGUGCUGGACUACGAGGCUGCCUACAGCCGCUGCUGGCACGUGUUGAAGAAGGUGAAGCUGGGCCAGUGCGUGUCCCACGACCCGCACAGCGUGGAGCAGAUCGAGUGGAAGCACUCGGUCCUGGACGUGGAGAGGCUGGGCCGCGAAGACUUCCGCAAGGAGCUGGAGCGACACGCCCGCGACAUGCGGCUCAAGAUCGGCAAAGGGACCGGCCCUCCGUCCCCUACCAAGGACCGCAAGAAGGAUGUGUCCUCCCCACAGCGGGGCCAGUCGAGCCCCCACCGCAGGAACAGCCGCAGUGAAAGGCGGCCUUCUGGUGAGAAGAAGCCUUCGGAGCCCAAAGCCAUGCCAGACCUCAAUGGGUACCAGAUCCGGGUGUGAGGCAGGCGGCAGUGCCCCAGCCGCACCCACUUCUGGGGGCCAGCAUCUGCCUGCCAGAACCGGCCUCGCUCCUGGGGAAGUUGGGGCUGAUGAUAGGGCAGGGUGAGGGACAGCAGGAAGAGCGUGUCCCAGCUCAGCCACCCAAGAUGCUGCCCCUCCCGCUGGGCCAAGCCCCCUAACUUUGGACCACGAGGCAGUGAAGAGUUUAAUUUUGAGUUUUUGACUCAACAACUGAAAUUUAAGGUAUUUGGGAAAAAACUUAAAACUAAUGGAUCUGCCAGUGGCUGGAAGGCCAGUGCUUAGAGGAUCUAAGCGCCACAGGGCUGGGUGCGGAGGGGUUGCUGGCUCUGCCGGUACCCCUGCCCCAAGGCCUCUCUGGGAUCUGGGUCCAUUCCAUCUAUGGGAAACCUCCCGGCUCUGCUAGGCCUGUGGCAGGAUAGGGGGAGGGAUGUUUCUCCAGUCCUGUGUGCCCUGGCAGAAUCUUCACCCAGGGAAAGGAAAGCAGGGUAGGAAGCACCCUGAGAAAGGGCUGUAUGGCCCAUAUCAGGAGCUUGGCACAGGCCACAUCUGCCCCCAAGAGCCAGAGCCUGUGGCUCAGGAGGCUCCUCGGGCCCUUGCAGCCCCACGGACAGUGCUGUGAGGGCUGACAUUGCCUCGUGGCAGGGCCUGUGCUGGGAUGGGCUGGACGAGAGCCCAGGAGAGAACCACUGGGGGAAGGGUUCCUGGACCCCUACCUGGCCUCCUUGCUCAGCCCAGCUCUGCCUGUUGCUGAAGCCGGGGCCUCCCUACAGAGGGGCUGGGCUCUGCCAAGGGCCCAGAGAUGCACUGGGCUCAGCGAGACUGUGGGAUCUGAAUAGACCUGGUGGGUCCAGGAACCAUGGCUGGGGAUGGGGUGGGACACUCAGGCCCAGGUCUGUCCCCCUGGUAGGUGGCCCCCAGGGACUGCUCCCCCUUCCUAUUACCUUAGCCCUUGCUGGGGAAAUGAAGACCAGAUCAGGCUGCCUGUGUCCCAGCCCUACCUCCCCUCAUUCAGCAGCCUGGGUAGGUGUGGAGGGCCCCGUGAUGAUCAGGCCUGUUGCGUGAGGCAGCUCAUCAGGGAAGAAGCUGAGCUGCUGGAGUCUGCACAGCCUGCCUGGCAGGUGUGAGAUGCCUGGCGGGCAAGUGAGAGGUUGUGGAGAGAGGUUGGAGGGCCUGCGGGAAGGUUCUGGAGGCCCAAGUUACAAAGAUGUGUAGGUCAAGGGGGCAGUGCGGCCACUAGGGAGAGGCAGGGCCCAAGAACUGGGGAAUGUAAGUGAGAAAAGAAUGUGGGGGAGAGUUUAGAAUCAGGCGGCCUUGGGGAGUAGUGAGUUCCCUGUUGCUGGAGGUAUUCAAGCAAAGACUAGAUGGCUGCUUGUCAUCUUGAAAGCUAUAGAAAGGAUUUAGGUUAUGGAAGGAUAACUGGAUGAGAUGAUCAUUAAGGUUUCUUAAUACUGAGAGGCUAUGAUUCAGCCGGGGGCAGCUGGCAGUAAGGCUGCAGCAGGGCUGGGGCCUGGAAGAGGAAGGACCAGAGCCAGAGUUGUAAACUCGAAUGCCUACGGGGCCAGGCAGAUGACUGAAAGGAGGGCUGCAGGGCUGGGUGGGGAUUGCAGCAAAUUAAAGAAGACAUACCCCAUUAAAGCAGCCGCUGUUGCUCAGCCAUUCUGAGUACAGGCCCUGCAGUAUCAGAUUGCCUGAUUUUUUGUUGUUGUUGAGAGGCCAGAACUCUGAAUUUUUAUGUGAAAUAUGCUGAUUUUUAAAUGUUGGCAGUCAGUUCAGAAAAUUGUAAAUCCCAACGUGAAAAAGAAUGCUGAUUUGUAAUCUCUGAAGUAGAGAGGGCUUGGGCUGGGGAGAGGUCCACCGAGGUACCUUGAGGUGGAAAGCAUGAAAAGUUGUAGGCCUCCCAGAGCAGGCCGGGCCAAGACAGCGUCCUCGCUAGCUACCAAGGCUGCUCGGAGUGGGCAGCUACCCCACAUUCAUAUUCGCUCUCCCCGCAGACCAGAGACACACCAGGAACUCCCUGCGGUUGCUGAGACACCAGAGGGGGUGGAGUGGAAUAGAAAUAGUGCAGUUCUCAGCCUGCCAGGGAGAUGGAUGGUGCCUGAGAAGCAAAGAAAGGGAGAGAGGGAGACAGGAUGCGUUUGCUGACAUGGGUGCCCGCCAGGGAAGGCACCAGGCUGGCAGCUCUUCACACCAGCAGCUCUUGGCCCAGAGCCAGGCCCAACAGGGAAGCCGGCUGCUCAGUCCCCUGGGUUUCUCAUGGGUCACUGGGCCCUGGGCAGGUGCCUAACCUGUCCCCCAGGCUACACCCCAGUCAGACCAAUCCGAGGGCCACUGUGAGCUCUUAACUCACCAUCCCAUCCCAUCCCAGUUUUCAGGGAGAGGGGCGGCGGGUCCCCACGUUCACACAUUCGCCUGAGGCAGAGAUGGAUCCGUCUGGGAGGCGUGAGGCUGAAAGUGAGGCCUUUUGUGGGUCUGGGUGCCUCGUGCAGGCCGCUCAUGGGCAGACUCCCCAGAUGCCCCUGUGGAGCACAGGGCUUGAGGGUGAGACGUGAGGGAGCCGCUCCUGGUAUGGGAGCCCAGCAGGGUGCUCUGACCCUCUGGCUUCUUGCCGAGCCCUUUGGGGAGAAGGAAGCAGGAUGAAGCCCCAACCCCUCCCUCCUCCAGGGAGGGAGUCGAGCAUCCACAGCUGAUAACCCCCUAGCACUCCCACUUCCUCGCUCAGACCUCGGGCCUGUGUUCACCCACAGGAUACAGCGGUGCUUUUUAAUUUAACUGUUUCACAGAUGUAGCAACCCCUCCUCCCCUCCUGGGCGUGUUUACACAGGCUCUGCUCCCCCCCGGGCUGGCCUGGCUGCAGAGUUUCUGGGGAGGCAGAGGCAGGGACUUUAGGGCCUUAGUCACCAUCCUCAGUAUCACUUCAUCUCAAUUCCUGUGAGGGACCGGGCCUCGCUCCUCCCCACUCAGGACCGCCUUCCAGCUCUCAGCCUGCGUUCCUCAGGGGUAGGGGCUGCUGGCUGGGGAGGGGUCAAGGGGAGGGCAGAGAAAGCUGCUUGAUGAAGGGGGUUGGCAAGCGGGGGCAGUGAUUGCUCCCCAAGGACUGGUUGCCUGUGCUCUGUGCUGGGUGCCGGGUCGGAACACUGGGAAACUGGGUUUCAAGCCUUCCCACCCACCUACCUGCCAGUCCUCUCCCUCCCACGGCCUCAGUACAGUCGUGGUCCCCUCGCCCAUCUCGCCAGCCACCCCAUCCUUCCUGGGCGUGGCCAAGCAAGGAGAGCG